UUUGUCUUACUUAUUAAAAUCUUUGCUUACUCAUCGGAGAUGUCGAUUUUGCUCAACAAAAACUCAAUUUCAUCUCACCUCCGAUAAAACCCAGAAGUUGAAGUAAAAAAAAAACUCUUACAACAAUCUCUCAGAUCCGUCUUUUGUGUUUCCUCUUUUUGUCGGUAUAAUUUCUGCUAUGGGGGAGACCGGAAGACACAAAUGGUUCUCCUUCCACCACCACCGCUCAGCCUCCGCCACGUCUAGGCCACAACACAACCCCGGCGAAACUCCGACCGAGUUCCUCUGUCCGAUCACCGGCUUCCUAAUGUCGGAUCCCGUCGUCGUAGCAUCGGGUCAGACAUUCGAGCGUAUCUCCGUCCAAGUCUGCCGGAACCUCGGGUUCGCCCCGAAGCUCAACGACGGGAGCCAACCCGAUUUGUCGACGGUGAUCCCUAACCUCGCAAUGAAAUCGACGAUUCUCAGCUGGUGCAACAGGAAGAAAGUGGAGCAUCCUCGGCCUCCUGACUACGCUUACGUCGAAGGCGUGGUCCGUGCACGGAUGGAUAAAGAGCCGCCCGGUACGGGUAACCGGGUCGUCGCGAGGUCGGAGAUUCUUCCUCCCGUCGCUGAGAAUUCUCCCUCGGAUUACGACUCCGUCAUGGGAGCGAUUCGAUCUCGGUCGAGAAACUCCAUAUCUUCCUCUACUUCUCUUCCUCUUCACCACCAUCACCGACCGUCAUCGGAAGCUGAGAAUCUAAACCGGAUCCAAAGCUCAUUCUCCACCUCAGAUUACUCGUCUUUCCCUCCGAUGUCGGAAGAAGAAGAGGAGAUUUACAACAAACUGAGGAGCGCGAACACAGUUGAUCACGAGCAAGGUUUGAUUCUUUUAAGGAAGAAGACGAGAACCAGCGAAAGCUCGAGGGUUUCGCUCUGUACGGACCGGAUCCUCUCCUUGCUCCGGUCUUUAAUCGUGUCUCGUUACAACAUCGUUCAGACAAACGCCGCUGCUUCGCUGGUCAACCUCUCGCUAGAGAAACCGAACAAGUUGAAGAUCGUGCGGUCUGGUUUCGUUCCUUUGCUGAUCGAUGUUCUGAAGUCGGGGUCAACGGAGGCGCAAGAGCAUGUCGUCGGGGCGUUGUUCAGCUUAGCGGUGGAGGAAGAGAACAAGAUGGUGAUCGGAGUUCUCGGCGCGGUGGAGCCGCUGCUCCACGCGCUGAGAUCGUCGGAGAGCGAGAGAGCGCGUCAGGACGCGGCUCUCGCGCUUUACCACCUGUCGUUGAUCCCGAACAACCGAACCAGGCUGGUCCGAGCUGGUGCGGUGCCGAUGAUGCUGGCGAUGGUGAGGUCCGGCGAGUCUGCGAGCAGGAUCCUUUUGUUGCUGUGUAACCUCGCGGCUUGUUCGGAAGGGAAAGGAGCUAUGCUUGAUGGAAACGGAGUGGCGAUACUUGUUGGGAAGCUUCGAGAAGGUGGAGCUGGUUCGGAGGAGGCGGCGCGUGAGAAUUGCGUGGGGGCUUUGUUGACAUUAAGUGCCGGGAAUAUGAGGUUUAGGGGACUGGCGAGUGAGGCUGGAGCGGAGGAGGUUCUGACGGAUAUUGUGGAGAGUGAGAGUGGAAGCGAGCGGUUGAAGGAGAAGGCGGGGAAGGUUCUGCAGGCAAUGAGAGGCGGAGAGAGGGAGUUUGGAGAAGGUGCGGAGGCGCGUGAGUGGAACCGGAUGUUGGAAGCGAGUGGGCUAAGUCGUUCUCAGUUUCAAGGAGGACAAAAAGAAGGUUUCGCUUAUUCUUCUCAAUUUUAACGUAAUUCAAACCCUUUUUAUUUUCUUUUUUAUUGGUACAAAUAUAUUUUUUUUCCAAGGUUUUUUUUUCACUCUUUACAAUUUUUUUUCGUUUUACUAUGUAUACUCUUGAACAAAGAGAGGUGGCAAUUAUUUGGGGGAGUGAAUUUGUAAUAUUUUGAUUGUU
Messenger RNA from Raphanus sativus (radish), 1940 nucleotides. Its product is annotated as U-box domain-containing protein 39. The transcript has a single exon. Gene Ontology annotation, biological process: protein ubiquitination. NCBI's taxonomy places the organism in Eukaryota, Viridiplantae, Streptophyta, Magnoliopsida, Brassicales, Brassicaceae. The record is from RefSeq and is a predicted model, not a curated record. Gene Ontology annotation, cellular component: nucleus; cytoplasm. Gene Ontology annotation, molecular function: ubiquitin-protein transferase activity; protein binding. The coding region runs from base 179 to 1774 and encodes 531 amino acids.